Messenger RNA from Plodia interpunctella (Indianmeal moth), 4730 nucleotides. RefSeq names its product ankyrin repeat and LEM domain-containing protein 1-like. Lineage: Eukaryota; Metazoa; Arthropoda; Insecta; Lepidoptera; Pyralidae. Bases 454 to 2589 code for a protein of 711 amino acids. The transcript is spliced from 7 exons. Gene Ontology annotation, cellular component: cytoplasm; nucleoplasm. Gene Ontology annotation, molecular function: DNA endonuclease activity; protein binding. Gene Ontology annotation, biological process: resolution of meiotic recombination intermediates; double-strand break repair via homologous recombination. The record is from RefSeq and is a predicted model, not a curated record.
AACGUAUAAAUUGAAGAACGAAACGUGUUUUAUGAAGUGGUUUUAUUUAAUGAUGCGCUGCCGCGCUGGUUACUGUAAUGAACGUUACAAUUAAAUUACCUAUAUAAUUUUUCUCCCUAAAUUUCACAAUAAAUUAAGUGUUAGUAGCGUCUGUUAUAUUCGAAAAUAUUCUGAACGUUUCACGAUCACGAACGCUUGUGAAACAAAACGCAGUCAAAUUCCAAACGUAAACAAAGGAAGGAAGUGUGACGUUAUUUUGAAAAUUUCGCAAAAACAAAUGAAUAAAAAUGUAAAAGUAAAGUGAAUUUCAUAACCAGUGUUAAUAAUAUCCUGAGUUGCUUGUAAUCUGUUAUCAAUAUCAAUUAAAUAACUGUUUUUAAGCGAUAUAAUGUGAUAAUCUGCACAGGAAAUGUGUCCAGUCUACCAUUCGAAAUCGUGAUAUUUUAUUGAAUCAUGGGUACAAAUUAUAGAGAAUUAUUUAAACUAUAUGACUUAAUUCAAAAUGGAGAAAUAAGCUCUCUCAAAUGUUACUUAAGAGAUAAUAUUGUAGCAGUAAACGACAUAUUACCAUGCAAAGGUAUAGGUUUAUUACAUUUGGCUGUGGGGGUAGACCCCCCAGACAAGUCUGAGGAGUUUACAGACAUCCUCCUAAAAUAUGGGGCAGAUCCCAAUGUUUGUAACAAUGACGGUAUAACACCCCUGCAUAUUGCUGCAAUAUGGGGCCGGGUGGAUAACCUGAAACUUUUGAUUGGCUGUGGAGGGGACCCCUCACUGCAGGACUUAGAUGGACACUCAUCAUUUGACUAUGCUGUCAAGGAAGAGCAAUGGGAAGUAUAUGACUAUCUACACAAUGUAGUGGACCCCCUUGAUGACUCCAUAAACUCUCCUUGUGGCUAUAGUUUAGAUUUAGAUAAAGUACUAGUGACAACAGAUGAGAUGGUGGCACAAUAUGAGCCCAUCACACAGCCGCAUUUAUCAAGCAUAACGGCACCAAGGAAAUCUGAAAUGAUCCGAGAUUGGUGCGAAAAAACCAGUCUUGUUGUGAACAAGUUGUACCCAACUGUAAUAAAUGACACAUAUUUAAUAGAAAAUGAAUCUGUGCCAUGGAAAAGUAUUGAUUUUACCAAAAACAUUACCCUUGAUCUCACAGAAAGUGGGUUAUCAAACGAUAACCUGAAUGAAACUAGCUUUAAGACAUGUUUAUCUAAAAAGUUAUCAGAUGAAGUUGACAUAAGUGGGAUACAGCGGUUAGAAAUAACAUCUGACGAGUCAAAGGAUUCUUGUUCUUGCUCGAGUCAGUUGAAUGUGAGACGCGACCACCGCAUGAGUAUUUAUGAGAACUUCUCACUGCCAGGAUCUCCAAAUAGCAUCAUACACAAAAAUUAUCACACGAAAAGUAGUUUAAAAAAGAGCAAAUGCUAUUGCAAAGAUAAAACACAAUCAACAUUUAAUACACAAUCACUUGGAAGUGACGAUUCAUCACAGAGAUUAGAUAAAGCGAUGGUUAUAGUACAAAAUAGGACCAAUGAGUGGUUAUGGUCAAGUAAUGAAGGUCAGACUUCUGUGAUCAAGGACCAAAAUACCAGGAGAUCAUCAGCUAGUAGUGGUGUGAGUAGUAACUAUUCUUCAGGAAGCAUAGUCAUCGCUAAUAUGCAGGAAGAAUAUAAGUAUGAGGAUAAGGAGGAAGAUGUUGUGUUGAUCGAGAAAAGGUUGCUGGUGUCUCCUAUUGUGCUACCUCUGGACGAAGCAGCAGAUACAUCAAGUCCAGAUCAGACCAUUAUUUCCGUGGCCUCCUCACUGCCUCCCUCUGUGCAGUACGACAACAACACUCUGAAAGAAGAACUGGUCAAACUAGGAUUCAAACCCGGACCCAUCCAGGAUUCCACUAGGACAUUGUACCUGAAGAAGUUACAGGCCCUAAAGAAAAGUCCAAUUGUUGUCAAAAAUCAAGGAAAAACAUACAGCGUAGAGUUGGAAAAAUCACUGCGCGACGGGGAGUGGAUGAAGAAUCUGUCUCCGUACAUAGAACUGGAGAACAAAGCUCGAGCAUCGUUCGCGAGCGCUGAUCGAGCGCGGCGCUGGCGCGGCGGAGACGCCAAGACGUCGUUCUCGUACCUGCUGCUGGACCCGCGUGUGGCCUCCGCGCUGCCCGCGCGCGCCGCCGGACUGACGCCGGUCGCUUGCUGGAACACCUUCCUCGACUCCAUCUUCUAUGUUGGAAAAGGUAAACGUUCCCGUCCAUACUCACACCUAUACCAAGCCCUCACCCUCUGGAAGAAGGACUUCACCACGUCCAGAGACAAGAAGGUCCAGCACAUACUCGAUAUCUGGUCAGACAAGGUCGGUGUCAUCUGUCUCCACAUCUUCCAAAACGUCAUUCCAGCCGAAGCUUAUACAUACGAGGCAGCCAUGAUUGACGCCAUAGGCCUUCAGAAUCUGAAGAAUAUAAAAGCUGGCAACUACUACGGUGCGACUGCGUCCUGGCCGCUAAAGGAAAAGAAGUUAUUGGGACUGUAUUUGCUUUAUAAGGCGAUGUUGAUAUUUUUCAAUGAAGGAGAGAGGCAGUUGAGGCCUGAUGAUAUUGACUGACACAUGACUUUCACUACCGUGGUCCCACGACAUAGUUUGUUUUAUGGACGUGAUAUUCUGUUUUAGGAUGGAUGGAUGUUGAAUUUUAACCAUAGACGUAAUGAGGUCGUUGCCAUUUACACGUGUGUUUGAAAUCGUAUGUAACGAACGAAUUGACCGAUUUUAUUUUAUUGAUGGCUUUCCUGUUUGAAAGCCUAUUUUAAUUGGGUUUAUUCUUAGCUAUUCGAAGAACUAAUUGUACAUUACCUUUCUAAUUAUAUUCCUUUGUAGCAAUGAGAUUGUAGAUGUAGAUUUCGUCGCUAAGGGGUUAUAUUGUAGUGUCUGUGGCAAUACAAAUAAAGCCCCGUGGAAAAUGGAAUUUUAACGCACGUGUACCUGCGCGUACACACAUAUACACAAAUAUGGCCAUGGUAGUGAUCUAUUGAAGAAUAAAGUAUUAAUUUCCAAGCUCUCUGCAUUUCAGCGUCAUAAGAUGCGGUUGUGAAUAUUAUUGAAACGAUUGUAAGGUUUAUAAGUAUAUUUAUGGUAAUUUAUUUUGAACUCUUAAAUUUAGUGAUGUUGAUGAUCUACAAGGAGUCUAGUUGGAGCUCAACUUUAUUUAUACUUAAUGCUACUGCGCAUUAUACUUAGUGAUAGUUAAAUUUCAAUGAAGUGACAACUAAAAAUGUAACUGAUUGCAACAAAAUAUGUCUAUUGAAAGUUAACCCAUUUCUACCCAGAAAAGUAGGAAACUAAACCCUAUGCUCAGCGUACGUCGAUAGCACAGCGUACGCACGUGCUUUUUGGCCGUCGCAGUACAAAUAUUACAAAGAGAUACAACGAAUCCAUUUCUGAACACGAAUCUAUACAUAUAUAAUACUCAAGCUAGUGUAAGAACUUAGAAAUAUGAAAAAGUUCUUAACAGCGCUGGCUUAAUCUAUUUAUGUAUGUUAUAGAAUAUAUUAUCGUUGACUUAGUAUACCAUAUAACACAUGUUUCGAACUUACUUUGGGGCCAACUCAAUUUGUGUGAUUUGUGUUGUUGACAUAUUUAUUUUUAUUUAUAUUUCUGCGACACGCAAGAUUUGUUAACAGGGAGCCCUCUGCUCUGUUACGCUCCGUCCACGCUUACGACAAUAUCAAAUUGAUGUAAAACGACGGUGCAAUACUCUGCAUUACGGAACUGUGAGGCCGCUCACUAAUACAGCGCGUGCUCAACAUCACUACAUAGUAAAACAAAGUAACUCCCCGUUGUCUGACCAUAUGUUUGCUUAGAUAUUGAAAACUACGCAACUGAUUUUGAUACGGAUUUUUUUUAUAAAGAGAGUGAUUCAAGGGGAUGGUUUAGGUGUAUAAUUUAUUAAAGUUUUACCUGAGCGAAGCCGGGACGGGCCGCUAGUUGAAUAAUAUUAUGCUUAGGUUAACCAAACUUGAACAAAGUAUAAUAAUAACGUGUUUAAUUAAAAUUUUUGUAAGGCAUUUUACUACCUUGCUUUUUUGUACAUUUACUUUUUAAUGUGAUUUCCUGCAUAUACUUGCAGAAUUAUUGUACAAAGUUGCCAAAGUAUUUAUAAGUUUUUACAACAAAUAAUUUAUGCCUUAUUGCCACUUAUAGUUGACACUAUUUUGAUACCUGUAAUCGAUAUUUAUUCUAGUAAGCUUUAAUUUUGCACGCCUAUAAUAAUUAAGUUACCACUUACUAACAAACUAACCAGUAUUACGAAACAAAUAAGAUUCCUUCAUAAAGUUUCGAGAACCAAAUGCUUAAUUUGUAUCAUUCUAUUAUAAGUUCGUAUUAUUUUGGACCGGUGACAGUUCAUAUUUUAUAUUCCAUAUUGCCGUAUAUAUCUUAAUCUUGUAUUGAAGUUUAUCAAAAUCUUUAAGAGGCUAUUCGGAAAUGUUAUCCACUCAUUUUAUUUUGAUUUAAACUUAUAUAUUUACCGCUCGAAUUUCGAAAGAUUUUUUAUAAUGUAUUUUAAUAAUGUUCAUACACCCAUAAUUCUGAAUUGAAGCAUAAAUAUAAAUUAAUUGUAUUCCUAGAUUUAUGGUUUAUUGUAUUUUAAUGAGUACAUUCAAUUGCAGUUGCACUAUGAUUUAUUUUCAUUUGUUUUUAAUAACACGUCACAAAUAAUUUGAUGAAAUAAAACACAUUUUAAGAAAUAA